This is a messenger RNA of Hypoxylon fragiforme, 375 nucleotides long. RefSeq lists its product as uncharacterized. The transcript has a single exon. NCBI's taxonomy places the organism in Eukaryota, Fungi, Ascomycota, Sordariomycetes, Xylariales, Hypoxylaceae. The coding region runs from base 92 to 289 and encodes 65 amino acids. The record is from RefSeq and is a predicted model, not a curated record.
CGAGAAAAUACUAGGUCGUUUGAGCCUCGAGCCGGUUGGUGCGGAGGUUCUUUGUGGAAGGCUAGGGGAGUGGAGAGUGGAUUUAUAUUUAAUGGUGCGGAGUCUACUAUUACUACUCGUGCCUAUCUUUGGUAAUGGAUUAGUUACUACUCCCUCUACCCCUUUUUUACUCAAACAAAGAAAAAGAAGAAGAAAGUAUCUGCCUUCCGCCGACGUCGCAUUAUCUGCAUGCUUUGCAUUUGUAUUUUGUUGGAGAAUGGGUUGGUUGGUCGCAUUGUACUGUAGAUAAUACCACAAGACUGAAUUUGGCGAGGCGGCGCAUUAACUUGAGGUAGAUGAUAAAUUUAUACUACCUAUGUCUUACCGUUUCGAGCA